Molecule: messenger RNA, 898 nt
Organism: Dreissena polymorpha
Lineage: Eukaryota; Metazoa; Mollusca; Bivalvia; Myida; Dreissenidae
Product: dipeptidyl peptidase 9-like
Exons: 8
Coding region: 182-898 (238 amino acids)
Biological process (GO): proteolysis
Molecular function (GO): dipeptidyl-peptidase activity; serine-type peptidase activity
Source: RefSeq, a predicted model, not a curated record
CUCUAUGUUUGUGACAGUGUUCAGCGCUGUGAACUUGGCUCCACAGUCUGCUCUGUACAGAAUAGAGAUCUCACCCCAGUCUGUACAGACUCAACCCCUGGCCGUCCUCAUGUCAUCCACAGACUUUCCUGACUACAGCUACCCAGAGAUGUUCAACUAAAAGAGCAAGUCAGGUCACACAAUGUAUGGGAUGUACUUCCGGCCCCACAUUUACCAGCAAGGGGUCAAGUAUCCCACAGUGCUGUUUGUGUAUGGGGGACCGCAUGUACAGCUGGUGACCAACUCCUUCAAAGGCCUCAAGCAUGUACGACUGCACACACUGGCUGCGGAAGGUUUUGCUGUUGUCAUUAUUGAUGGUAGAGGCUCGUGUAGUCGAGGGAUCAAGUUUGAAAGCCAUAUUAAAAACAGACUGGGCACUACAGAGAUAGAGGAUCAAGUGGAGGGUUUACAGUGGCUGGCAUCACAUGUAGAUUUUAUAGACGAAGAUAGGAUAUCAAUACACGGAUGGUCUUACGGUGGCUACCUCUCCAUAAUGGGUCUGGCUCAGAGGCCAGAUAUAUUCAAGGUGUCUAUAGCGGGUGCCCCGGUUGUAGACUGGCACCUGUACGACACUGGAUACACCGAGCGGUACAUGGACCUGCCCACUAACAACCUGUAUGGGUAUCACCGUGGCAACUUGCUCACAUAUGUAGGCAGCUUACCGGAAUAUGAGAAUCGUCUACUGAUCGUGCAUGGUCUGAUGGAUGAGAAUGUCCACUUCCUACACACAAGCAAACUGGUGAACGCUCUCGUGAAGGCCUGCAAACCACACACACUCUACAGAACACUUAGAAGAGUAGUCUUGGUUACACAGUACAGAACACUCAGAGUGGUGAUGGAAACCUUUGGUACAACAUGA